CUCCAAUUCAAAGCCUUCUCUGGAAUAAUUUGAUAAGCUCUGGCCACCUUUUGGUUUGCAUGAAUCAACAUGGAAAAGAAUCUUAAGAACGUGUUGGUCAUUUCUUUUGGAUUUUUACUUCUCUUCACUGCUUACGGAGGACUCCAGAGCCUACAGAGCAGUCUCCACUCAGAAGAAGGCUUGGGUGUUGCUUCCCUAAGUGUUCUCUAUGCUGCACUCAUCUUAUCGUCCAUGUUCCUCCCUCCACUCCUCAUCAAGAAGCUGGGCUGCAAGUGGACCAUUGCAGGCUCUAUGUGCUGCUACAUCGCAUUCUCCUUAGGGAACUUCUAUGCUAGCUGGUAUACAUUAAUCCCCACCUCUGUGAUCCUGGGCUUAGGAGGAGCUCCACUCUGGUCUGCCAAAUGCACGUACCUCACCAUUGCUGGCAAUUCCUAUGCUGAGAAAGCAGGAAAAAAUGGAAAAGACAUUAUUAACCAAUACUUUGGGGUCUUCUUUCUGAUAUUUCAGUCCUCUGGCAUCUGGGGAAAUCUUAUCUCGUCUUUGAUAUUUAGUCAAGCUUCCACCACAGUGGAAGUCUCAGAAGAAAACCUAGCAUGCUGCGGAGCAUAUGACUGCAUGACUGAUACCACUAACAGCACUGGGUCAGCAGAACCCUCCAACUCCUUAAUCUAUACUCUGCUAGGGAUUUACACUGCUAGUGGUGUGCUAGCUGUGUUGCUGAUUGUUAUAUUUCUGGACCAGAUCAAAUCUGACCAAGCAGAAACAGAGAAAGAAAUACUAGAGACACCAUCCAUUUGGUCUACGUUCCUAGCAACUUUCCAGCACCUUAAAGACAAAAGGCAGUGUCUUCUAAUCCCUCUGACAAUGUACAGUGGGCUUGAACAGGGAUUUCUCUCUGGUGACUACACAAAGACGUAUGUGACCUGUGCCCUGGGGAUACGUUACGUCGGUUAUACGAUGAUCUGCUUUUCAGCAGUAAAUUCCCUCUGCUCUGCGCUCUUUGGAAAGAUCUCUCAGUUCACUGGUAGAAAACUUCUAUUUUCAUUAGCCGCGGUUACCAACACCGCCUGUAUAAUAGCGCUGCUGCUGUGGAAACCUCACCCUAAGCAGCUUGCCGUAUUUUUCAUAUUCCCUGCUCUUUGGGGCCUAUCUGAUGCCAUUUGGCAGACACAAACUAAUGGACUCUAUGGCAUUUUAUUUGAGAAACACAAAGAGGCUGCCUUUGCAAAUUACCGUCUUUGGGAAUCACUUGGAUUUGUCAUCGCCUUUGGUUAUAGCACCAAAUUGCAAGUCUACAUUAAACUGUACAUUUUGUUGUCUGUGCUUGUGUUGUCAAUGGUGACAUAUGGAGCAGUUGAAUACCUCAAAGCCAAGAGCUCCCCUGGGACACCUCCUGCUACAAAGAAGGAAAAUGUAGGACCACUCACCCAGGAAACACACAUGUAAUCCAACAGAGUCAGAAUGAU
Dryobates pubescens (Downy woodpecker) is the source of this 1466-nucleotide messenger RNA. RefSeq names its product unc-93 homolog A (gene UNC93A). The transcript has 8 exons. The record is from RefSeq and is a predicted model, not a curated record. The coding region runs from base 70 to 1446 and encodes 458 amino acids. Lineage: Eukaryota; Metazoa; Chordata; Aves; Piciformes; Picidae.